UUACGGCUGCGGGGCGGAUCUGACGGUGGGCGGGCGGAGUGUGAUGGCGUUGGUGGAGUGAAAAGAGAGAGAAGAGAGAGAGAAAAGGAGGAAAGCGGCCCGGGGCCUGGAAACAGGGAAUGGUGAGGGGAAGAACAGGGUUCUAGUGUCUGGAUCCUUCUGAAACAGAGACGAUGCCCGCCCUACUGGAACGACCCAAGAUGUCGAGCGCGAUGGCGCGAGCUCUUCACCAGCACAUCAUGAAGGAGAGAGCACGGAAACGACAAGAGGAAGAGGAGGUGGACAAAAUGAUGGAGCAGAAGAUGAAAGAGGAGCAGGAACGGAAGAGGAAGAAAGAGAUGGAGGAGCGCAUGUCACUGGAAGAGACGAAGGAACAGAUCUCCAAGAUGGAGCUGAAACUACAAAAUCUGCAGGAGGAGAAGCACCAACUCUUUCUGCAGCUGAAGAAGGUCCUGCACGAGGAGGAGAAGCGACGGGCCAAGAUGAAGGAACAGAGUGAUAUGAGCACCCUGACCCAGGCAACUUACCCACAGGCGCUAGCUGUCCACUCCAGCCAGCAUCUCAUCAACAUUCAAGAAGGCCAUGGGAGACCAGGUGGACUGCUGGGCGAUCGGCCAAAAUCACAGAUGUUCACAUCAGCCAUUGCACAGAGUCGUGCGUUCACUGCACAGGCUGGAUUCACAGCUGCUCAGCCAGACCAUGCUCAGUACCAGACUGGACAGUCAGGACAUAGCAGUUACCCAGUAAGCCAGCCCCAACAUGGAGCACCUUACGGUCCGGGACAGGCUGUCACCUACGCCAGCAGCCAGCAGCUCCGAGGCCCAUCUGCUUUCCAGGCAAUGUCUGCAUACCUCCCACAUCAGCAAACAGCCUACGCUGUCCAUGGGCAUUUUUCGCCUCAGCAAGGCUUCAUUCCCCCGAGUACGGCAAUUCCUCUGCAGAAACAGCUGGAACAUGCAAACCAACAGUCUGGAUUCACUGAUUCUGCUGGGUUAACCUAUGUCCACCCUCAGAGACCAGCAUCGCCCGGGGGAUUUCCACAUGGGACCCCACCUCAGCAGACCCUGCCAGCUGGAUUCCAAACAACUGGCCAGCCUGCUCCCCGACACGCCUACCUUCAGCACAGUCAGGGGCAGCGCUACUAUCAUCAGUAAGAGCGGUUCGAGAAGUUUCAGUCAGCCUGGCCCCACUCCUCACUGUGGCUUAGCCCUCACCGUUUCUCAGCUUGUGGGAAAGAGGAAAAUGUUCUUCAAGUCACCACUUUCAGGACGGAUGCCUCUUGUGAAUAGUGAAACAUUAGCCAUUGCUUCUACGUACAAAUGGUGACAGAUUUCCGUCAAGUAAAUUAUCUCCGUUUCACCGCAGAUUCUAAUUGAAGAGAGAGGGAAGGGUAGAUUUUAGCUUGCCGUAAUCAAUGAAGCCCCAGCCAAACAGAGCAGUGUGGUACCUCUGUGGCCUUGUGUGUUGAUUGAAUGGUGAUGCUUUUUGCACAACAGACCCUAUGCCCCAGGUUGCUGAAGUGGUUGUUGUUGAUGUACCAGGUCUAAGUUGCAAGAAACUGACAAUUUGAGUUCUUUCUUUGCCACCCCCCCACCCUAGGUUGGAAUCCUCUGCAGUUCUGUACUUCCUCAGGAUGUGGGCGUUGCUGUCAAGCCUGGUGUUUACUCUGCAUCCCUUAUUACCCUUGAAGUGAAGGGCUAUUUCAGAGGGCUGUUAAAAUUCAAGCUCGUCACUGUGGCUCUGGAGUUGCAUGUAGGUCAGACUGGUUAAGGUGAGCAGAUUUCUUUCCCUGCAGGAUACUCGUGAGCCCUCUGCUCAUCCUGUGGUGCAUCCCUUUAAUCCGCAACUUCCUGUGGCUCAUGACUUUUAAAGUUCUCUUUGUGCUUUUGCUUUUCUCUCUUUUGAGAUGAAAUAUAUUGUGUGGGGACCUAUCAGCAUUCAUGUGCUCUCAGGAGAUUGCUGGUCUUCAUCAGCAAUUCCCACCCUGCUGGUAACCCCCUCCCCAGCUGACUGAUAUCAGAUUGGUCUCAUGCCAGCUGAGUGUUGCAUGAGGGGCUUUGUAACCAGUGGAGUGAGUUGUAAAGUGCAGUCAAGUUGGACAGCACAAUCCCACCAUAGACAAGAGACUGAGUAAUGAGAUGCUUUGCUAAGUGUUUGUUGAGGGGUAAAUAUUGAUCAGGGCCCAGUGAGGGUUCUGUACUUUCAUUCAGUACUGAGCUUUCACAUCAAAAUGAGACAGUAGAUGGUGAGAGGUGCAUAUCUUUGUCUAGAUUUUCAUCAGAAAUACAAUACCUUCCACGCUUGCUCACCCUUUGACACGUGGUUGUGGUCCUGUCAGUCAUGACUGCCUUGUGGUGGGAGAUGAAUAUGGUCUGUGCGUAAGCAGGUUGGCAAGUGUGUGCAGGAAACUUUAACCCUGUGGAAUUCUGCUCCACUCGAAGCAUCUCCCCUUCGAUCAGUCAUUUUAGUCUUGUUAAUUACAAGACUGUACCUUUAACUAUCUAUUUGUGCCAAAUAUGCUUUACCAUCUAAAUCAACGUAUGUUGAGAUUAUCUGAAUUUCUGCGUUUGGUUUAAGUCAGCCAUGGUGCCAGAUGGUCUCCAAAUUUGGGACCAGAUUAACAAUUGCUCAGAGAAGGCAUUGGAGAAAAUCAUAAUGAGAUUGAUCCAGGGCAGGUCAGCACCUCCGAGACGGGGACUGAAAAAUCUUUGUAGAGUCAGGGAAAAAAAAGAGCUUUACUCUGUAUCUCACCCUGUGCUGUCCCUGUCCUGGGAAGUUUGAUGGGGACAAUGUAGAGUGAGCCUCACACUGUAACUAAACUUGUAUCACUGUUUGAUUAGCAGUGCUGCCCUCAAGAUAACUAAAUAAUUGAGCCUGUAAUGUCAAUAGACAUGCUUACAGAUCCAUGUGGACAAUGACCUAUUACUGUAACCUAUUGCUGUUUACCAACGCUGGAGUUAUUCAUGGCGUGGAAUUGACGAAAGUUUUAAUGGGCGAUUGCCAGACAUCUUAUUUUCAGGGUGACCCUGUCCUUUCUGGCUGUUCUGUGGGUGAUUACCAGCUUCCUUGGUCUUACUGCCUGCCAUUCCCCGGCCUUCAGUAUCAAAGCAGCAAGUGUGGUGCUGAAACGGUGAGCUGAGGGAUUCACAGAAUGAGAAUCUGUCACUGAGUAGACCCACAUCACCUCUUUUUCAGAGAACUCUGCAAUAUGAAACUGACCGUUCGGCCCAUCGUCGGUCCACCUGCAUUUUCAGCAACCUGUCCCCAAUUUGCCCCCCACCUGGCCGUGUCCUCACCCGUGUCCUUUUCCAAUAUUUUUUGAAUGGGCCUGCUUCUACCAUCCUUCAGAAAGCAGCUUGUUUGGAAUGUGUGACUUUUAACAAAACAUGUGUUUUCGACUGAGAAAAUUUUGAAAUCUGGCACCUUUGUUCUGCUGCUUAGAGUGAAUUGUAGAAAUUAAAUAUGUAUCUUAAGACUGAA
Messenger RNA from Stegostoma tigrinum, 3480 nucleotides. RefSeq names its product G protein pathway suppressor 2 (gene gps2). NCBI's taxonomy places the organism in Eukaryota, Metazoa, Chordata, Chondrichthyes, Orectolobiformes, Stegostomatidae. Gene Ontology annotation, cellular component: transcription regulator complex. The coding region runs from base 174 to 1154 and encodes 326 amino acids. Gene Ontology annotation, biological process: regulation of transcription by RNA polymerase II. The record is from RefSeq and is a predicted model, not a curated record. The transcript has 11 exons. Gene Ontology annotation, molecular function: transcription coregulator activity.